Pogonomyrmex barbatus (red harvester ant) is the source of this 1765-nucleotide messenger RNA. RefSeq names its product C45 family peptidase tan (gene tan). The record is from RefSeq and is a predicted model, not a curated record. NCBI's taxonomy places the organism in Eukaryota, Metazoa, Arthropoda, Insecta, Hymenoptera, Formicidae.
AGAGACACUCGCGAGUCUUCCCAGUCGCGAAGACCGUCAGUCGCGCCGAUCGUUACUGGCACGUGCCAAUAUUUAAGAUAACAAAUAUCGCUUUGCGCGAGUGCCCCUACACUUGAUAUCGCGAUUGUGUUCCACUUGCGACGUUCUUCUUUUUCCGCGCAUCGCGAAAAAGUCAGAAACAUGGCAACUGCCGAAACGUGCAAAAUCAAAUCGACGAUCAAGAAUAUUGGCCGCAGAAAUGUCAUUCCCAUAAUCCACGUUCGAGGAACGCACUACGACAUCGGCUUCGACAUCGGGCGCACCUUCGCCAAAAUAAUCCAAGAUUUCGUGGACAUCUAUCAAUCGCUGAACGAGAUCUACCUGCCGCUUUACGGAACCGAGGAGGGAAAGAAGAUUUAUGAUGAAACCCUUGAGGUAGUGAAGAAACAAUUUCCGCAAUAUUUGCGGGAGAUCGAGGGGACGGCGAACGGCGCGAAUGUGCCAUUUCAUAAGUUGUUCCUGAUGCAUCUGGACGACAUUCUUCCAAAUGUUGUCGGAAUGCAGGGAAACGCACUUCCAGUCGGUUGUUCAACCAUCAUGUGCAAUCAACCUGGACAUGAGAUUCUGGGUCACAACGAGGAUGCCCUUAAGGAAACCUUGAAUCACUGGUACCUGGUGAAUGCUCACGUAAUCGAGGCAGGCUACAGAGAGGAAAAGUUCACAUCGCUCUGCUACGCUGGUUUCUUACCGGGCUACACGAUGAGCUAUAAUCAUCACGGCCUCGUUUUCAGUAUCAAUACCAUCUCUGCCGCGGUCUUGCGAUCCGCCAAGACUCCGCGGUACUUCAUAACGCGGGCGCUGUUGGGCGUGGAGAACUUCGUGCAGGCGCAGCAGAUCCUGAGGAACGAGGGCUACGGCGCGGCGGAGGGCUUCUCGGUGAACAUGACAUUCCUCACGCAGGAGGGCGAUCGGAUGUUUCACAACGCCGAGGUGGGCCCAGCCGAGGUCGGCGCCGAUCGAUCGCGACUCAGCAUCCUGACCGUCAGCCCUGGUGAGAACACGUCGCAUUGCAACAGGUACCUACGCCUUAAGGUGGCGGAAAUUAAGAAAGCCAUGCUGGAAAGCAGCAUCAGCAGAGAGAAGACGAUUUCGAAAUAUCCGCCAAUAAAAAAUCGUCAGGACGUAAUCAGUGUACUUAGCGAUCAGACGGACAAGGAUUACAGGAUUUAUCGAGAGUACGACAGUGCUGGGGCUGAUGAUAGAGUCAAGACGAUUGCCACUGGCAUCUUUGACUGUGUUGAGCGUACGUGGUCCAUCUAUACAGAUAUGCCACGAUGCAACGAUCCGCUGUUGGUGAUACCUAUGCAACUCCGAGACUCCACCAUCCCGUAAUAUUGCAAAGUGUAGAAAUAAUAUUUGUUUCAUUCGCGAAAAUAAUUUACCGCAUUGACAUUACUAUGAUGAUGUAAUAUCAAUAAUCUUGAUAUAAAAAAGUAUGUAGCAUUUACAAUAGAUAUAAUAAAAAAAAGCUAAUGCAAUUUGUUUAAGAAAAUAUAAUCAAGAUAGAUUCGAAGAUACGUUCGAAGUUAAAAAAUGCGCCAUUAAACAUUUGCAAAGUGUCAGUGUUAGAAAAAGUCAUUCUGUUAAAUGUAAGUGAAAUUUUAUAAGUUAAAUAAAUUAAUCAUGCAAUACUUUUAUUAAAAUAAAUUGAUUAAACUUAAUUAGUAAUCAUCACGAUUGUAUUAAUUAAGGGAAAUAAAGGAAAACUCGGCGCUGUUCUAUUUCG